Messenger RNA from Drosophila biarmipes, 392 nucleotides. RefSeq lists its product as uncharacterized. The transcript has 2 exons. Lineage: Eukaryota; Metazoa; Arthropoda; Insecta; Diptera; Drosophilidae. The record is from RefSeq and is a predicted model, not a curated record. Gene Ontology annotation, cellular component: EKC/KEOPS complex. The coding region runs from base 54 to 392 and encodes 112 amino acids.
CUAUGUUUGCCAUUCUCAUUUUCCACUGACAUGCAAAUUGGUUACAAACUUUUAUGAUGCCUCAAAUAGCUAAAAAACCAAAUGAAUCCACAAUAAGAGUGCCCUUUGAGACGCCACGCCUGGCCGAGAUCGCCUACCGAGUGCUGAACGUGGACCAGGAGCCGCGCCGCAACUUCGUGCAGAAAACGUUGAGCCUGGACGGCGAUGUCCUGGUGGUCCACUUCCAGGCCGACCAAGUGAAGAGCCUGCGCACCGCCAUCACCUCCUUCUUCGAGAGCCUGCUGCUCUGCCAGGACACCAUCAAGCAGUUUGGGGACUCCGCAGAGGACAAGCCCAUCCCCGACAGCACCGAGGAGGAUGCCGGAGCACAGUCCGGCUCCGACUCCGCAUAG